Molecule: messenger RNA, 3238 nt
Organism: Sesamum indicum (sesame)
Lineage: Eukaryota; Viridiplantae; Streptophyta; Magnoliopsida; Lamiales; Pedaliaceae
Product: putative xyloglucan glycosyltransferase 12
Cellular component (GO): Golgi apparatus
Molecular function (GO): glycosyltransferase activity
Source: RefSeq, a predicted model, not a curated record
ACGUGUUGAGCUGUUCUCCUUUUCCUCUCUCUCUCUCUCUCUCUCUCUCUCUCUCUACAUCUUUUUCAAUUCAAAAAUCUCUCUACAAACACACUUGUUGCAAGCUGUAAAUGAAUGUAAUGGAUGUAUAGGACCUUUUGUACUGUUCCUGCCUUCCUCCGUUCUUCUUUUUCUUCCUCCCACAAUAGCUUAAUUGUAUUUUUCUUGUAUUCCCAUAUAAGACUCCUCCUUUUCCAUCUCUUCAACCCCUGUUUUGGGCUUUCUCAUUGUCAUCCAAAAAUGAAGUUUUUGUAGCAUUCUGCGUCACUGUGCCUAAACCCCAUCUCAUUAAAUUUUCUGCUGAGCUCAAGAUAUCCACAAAAGAAGGGGAUUCCAUGCUUUAGAUCCUGUUCUUUGCAGUCUUCUUCUGCUUUUUCCCACUCACUUUGGCAUUUUUUUCAGCAUUUUCCCACAUUUCUUUCCCCGUGUUUGCUUCAAAACUAUUCCGAAAAAUUCAAUCUUUACGCCAUUCUUGAGCAGAUUCCGCAUCUGGGUUUAUCCCCUUCUCGCAGUUUCAGCUCAGAAAUCGCUUUAAGGCUUGACAUUUUAAGCCAUUUUUGAAGAUCUUCUUCACUUGGUUGUUGAGGAAAAAACUAGUCUUUAGUAAUGGCUCCAUCUUUGUACUGGUGGGGAAAGGAAACUCACAGGGGCACCCCUGUGGUAGUGAAAAUGGAGAACCCGAACAAUUGGUCUAUGGUGGAGCUUGAAUCCCCUUCGGAUGAAGAUUUCAUGUAUCCCAACCAUGCCGUUCCCAAAGGUGGUCGCAACAAGAACGCCAAGCAGCUCACUUGGGUUAUUCUCUUGAAAGCCCACAAGGCGGCCGGCUGUCUUACCUCCAUUGGGUCCGCAUUCUUCUCCCUUGCUGCCAUCGUCCGCCGCCGCGUAGCCUCCGGCCGUACGGACUCCACCGACACCAUGUUGACGGAAAACCCAACCAUGAAAUCUAGAUUCUAUACUUGCAUUAAACUCUUCCUUUGGCUCUCCCUGAUACUGCUUGGUUUUGAACUGGCUGCAUAUUUCAAAGGGUGGCAUUUUGGGGCCCCGGAUCUUCAGCUGCAGCGUCUUUAUGCAUUGACACAUCCUUUUGCUGUGAAGGAUGCGUUCGAUUUGCUCUAUUCUAGGUGGGUUUUGAUCAGGGUUGAGUAUCUUGCUCCACCGCUUCAGUUCUUGGCCAAUGUGUGUAUUGUGCUCUUCCUCAUCCAGAGCAUGGAUAGGCUAGUCCUGUGUUUGGGCUGUUUCUGGAUCAAGCUCAGGAAGAUCAAACCGGUACCCAAACAAGACCCUGCAGAUCUUGAGUCUGGAGAUGGAGAUGGUUAUUUCCCUAUGGUCUUAGUUCAGAUCCCCAUGUGCAAUGAGAAAGAGGUUUAUCAACAAUCCAUCGCGGCCGUGUGUAAUUUGGACUGGCCCAAAGGUAGAUUGCUCGUCCAAAUUUUGGAUGAUUCUGAUGACCCGACAACGCAGAUGCUAAUUAAAGAAGAGGUGCAUAAAUGGCAGCAGGAAGGUGCCAACAUUAUAUACAGACAUAGAGUGAUUAGGGAGGGUUAUAAAGCUGGCAAUCUUAAGUCUGCCAUGAAUUGUAGCUACGUUAAAGAUUAUGAGUUCGUUGCCAUUUUUGAUGCUGAUUUCCAGCCUAACCCGGAUUUUCUUAAACGGACCGUUCCUCACUUCAAGGAUAAUGAGGAGCUAGGGUUGGUUCAGGCAAGGUGGUCAUUUGUGAACAAGGAUGAAAAUCUACUUACAAGACUGCAGCUCAUCAAUUUAGCUUUUCAUUUUGAAGUAGAGCAGCAGGUUAAUGGGAUUUUUCUAAAUUUCUUUGGGUUUAAUGGGACUGCCGGUGUGUGGAGGAUAAAGGCGUUGGAAGAAUCGGGUGGAUGGAUGGAGAGAACCACGGUGGAGGACAUGGACAUUGCUGUCCGAGCCCAUCUCCAUGGUUGGAAAUUCAUCUUCCUCAAUGAUGUUGAGUGCCAAUGUGAAUUGCCGGAAUCUUAUGAAGCAUACCGGAAGCAACAACAUAGAUGGCAUUCUGGGCCGAUGCAGUUGUUCCGUCUCUGUUUGCCAGCAAUUAUUAAAUCAAAGAUCAGCAUUUGGAAGAAAGGCAACUUGAUUUUUCUCUUCUUCCUGCUAAGAAAAGUUAUACUCCCUUUUUACUCAUUCACCCUUUUUUGUAUCAUUCUACCCAUGACAAUGUUCGUCCCAGAGGCUACACUUCCAUCAUGGGUUGUGUGCUACGUCCCUGCCACCAUAACAUUUCUCAAUAUACUCCCAGCUCCCAAGUCAUUUCCCUUCAUAGUCCCUUACCUCCUCUUUGAAAACACCAUGUCGGUUACCAAGUUCAAUGCCAUGGUCUCUGGCCUCUUCCAACUCGGAAGCGCGUAUGAGUGGGUUGUCACCAAGAAAUCUGGUCGAUCCUCUGAGGGCGAUCUCAUAUCCUUGGUUGAGAAACAGCCGACUCACCAAAGAGGCAGCUCAGAGCCAAACUUAGAGGAGCUGCGGGAGGAAAUUAAGCAACAAGCGCAGAGUUCUUCACGGAAGAAGAAGCACAAUCGGAUUUAUACAAAAGAGUUGGCGCUAGCUUUCCUUCUGUUGACAGCUGCAGCAAGAAGUCUCCUGUCGGCUCAGGGGAUCCAUUUUUACUUCUUGCUCUUUCAAGGUAUAUCAUUCUUGCUCGUGGGUCUAGACUUGAUAGGCGAGCAGGUCCAGUAAUUCAUGCAUACGCCAACAUCAUCUUGUCGACUAGCUGUGAAGACAGAAGUUAAUAAUGUCGUGGAAAUGUCAAAAACUGGAAGGGAAACACUUUUCCCUUGCAUUUCCUCCCAUUUUGAGCCUCGAAGACAUCUAACGGGAGACUGAACGAAAAAGACCGCCCGUCUCCUGGGAUCAUAGAUGAUCCGGUAUAGAUUAGUGAUGUUCAUUACUAGAUUACAUUUCUUUUUUCCUUUUUUUGAUUCUUUUUUCUUUAUAUUCUUUUGUAAGAAAAAUUGGCCCGGUGAGAAUUGGAACAACGGUGUUUGUUCAGAGGGCAGGCAGCAGUAGGAGUACCGUACAUCUUCUCGACCAAAAAAUGUUCAUGAUACACUAGUUUUGAGAUGGUCUGGAUGUUUGAGGGUGGAGAUUUGUCUCUUCUCAGUCCAGGCCGCUGGUUGAAGAAAAGCUUGUACAUGACAUAGUUUUUCAUUUUUAUUAAACUUGUUUUUUCUCA